AUGUCUACGGCGUCCUCCGACAUUGAGCGUUCUCAAGAUAGGGAGCUCCCUCUGAUGAAAUUGUACUCAUCCAAGAAGACGCCGUUGGCUUUCAUGGCACCGUGGUUGACGGUUGAUGGAAAACCUGAAAUGACUUUCCCUCCGCCAGAAGAGCCCCACAGCAGCCUCUCCGUCGAUUCAGUUCGAAGACUGUCGAUUUUAUCCAGUCUGAAUAUGCCCAAUCAGAAGGGGACCGAGUUGGACAUUGAUACCAUUCCUGAUCUAGGAGCAGAAGGUCCGAAAGCUGCCCCUCCACGAAGGGUUGGAUUCCUGCGUAGAAUCUUGGACAUGAUUUUGUGGCGCAGUGACAAAAAACCACCGAAGAGAAAACAUGAGGAAGUUGAGGAGGUCAAGAGAUUCGCAGGUACUCCAGCACCGAAGAAAAGAAGAGUCUCGAGUGAGACUCCGACGACUGCAGCCACAGUACCAGCAUCAGGCUGGAGAGAAGAGUCCGCGACUAGCGUGGAGGAAAUGCAAGAUUUGCAAGAUGAGCAAGAUUUGGAGAAUAGAGAGGCUUUUGUGGAGGUAGAGGAGAAGAUAGUUGUUGCUGAGGAGGGAGAUGAGGGCGUUGAGGAAAUGCAAGAUGAGCAAGAUUUGGAGACAAGUUCUGCGGAGGAUUUGGAUAAGUCUUCAGAGAGGAGUGGGGGGGAUCGGAAGCGACAAGAAGAACAGGGUGUUGGGGAAUGUUCGGCGAGUGACGAACUUGAAGAUGAGAAUGGUGCUUGCCAGUGA
Molecule: messenger RNA, 771 nt
Organism: Perkinsus marinus ATCC 50983
Lineage: Eukaryota; Perkinsozoa; Perkinsida; Perkinsidae
Exons: 4
Coding region: 1-771 (256 amino acids)
Source: RefSeq, a predicted model, not a curated record